GGGACACGAAGGAUAUUCCCGAAGCCCUAGCACCGCACAGGAUUCCACCGGGUUCGGUACCCUCGUAUCUUCCUACAUCUAGCCUCUCACGCCAUGGCUUCCAACGACAUUGCGAUGGACCUCGAAAUCCUCUUUGGUCCUCCCCCAGCUCAGCCUCAGGCCCCGGCACCCAGUGCCAUUCCCUCAGUUCCUAUAGGCACUGAUGACCCCCCUGCCUUGCAGGCCCUCGCACAGGCCGUGAAUGCUAUCAAUGGCCUUGCAGGCACACAGAUCACCUUCGCUGCCAACCAAGCCUCCAUCCAGGCAGUUCUGGGAAACCUCGGAAUGUUUUUGCAAGGUGCAGCGCUCGCUUCGGGCACCACCACCUCGAGCGCUAUCCGUUUCAAAGAUCCACACACCUUCAACGGUACGCUCGUGGCCGUAGAAACUUUUCUCACCGAUCUGCAAAUGCCAUGCACCUCGCUCGUCGCCAACUCGUGUCAGACAUUCGACGUUUCGGCAGUCAUGCUCAGGAUGCUCAGUCUCGGCAUCAUCGGAAUUGUCGACUAUCACCUCAAUGCAGCCUAUGAUAAACUGGCAAUCAUGUGGUACAUACCCCCGUAUUGCCCCGAGAACAUUAUCGAGAAGUCGAGUAUGAUCCCAGCAGUAGACCCUCCCAUCGGGCUCAUCCUCAUGUUGACUCAGAUGGUAUCUGGCCAGAAAUCCCCGACGCCCCCGUCUGUCGACCCUCCUUUCAGGUUGAUUCUCAUGUUGGCCAAGAAAGUGAUCGACGCAAAUGCUGUUGUUAAGGUCCAUCCUGAAGAGUUCAUUGAGAUCAAGGACAAGAGCAAGGGGAGGAGAAGACGACGGAGGACGUUAAGGUCGAGGACGAUGACACGGUCGACGAGGACAAGGAUGAAGUCAAAGCGGAGGGCAGGGUCGACAGAUGCAGUCGCGUGAAACGGAAGAAGCCAGAACCUGAUCCCAUCAAGAAAGAUGUCUCGCCUGCUGCUGGUGAUGGUCCUCAUACAAGCUACAACUAGGAGUUGGUCAACCAGCUGCUCCACAAGCUGUCCGCGGUGAUCUCGCAGGCAGUGAUCUUCCGCCCCAUUCGGAAUUGCGCGAGUCAGACUCUCGUUCUCCUACGGCCACUGC
Molecule: messenger RNA, 1134 nt
Organism: Laetiporus sulphureus 93-53
Lineage: Eukaryota; Fungi; Basidiomycota; Agaricomycetes; Polyporales; Laetiporaceae
Exons: 2
Coding region: 94-939 (281 amino acids)
Source: RefSeq, a predicted model, not a curated record